Cherax quadricarinatus is the source of this 8912-nucleotide messenger RNA. NCBI's taxonomy places the organism in Eukaryota, Metazoa, Arthropoda, Malacostraca, Decapoda, Parastacidae. The record is from RefSeq and is a predicted model, not a curated record.
GUAACAACAACAGUCAAGUCUGAGAUACAACACAGGAUGGCUGUGCUACUCCUCAUCCUCCUUACACUGUGAUAUACCUUGUAGAUAUUAAUGUACUUGUGCGUCCGUGUUCUCCCCGUGUUCGUAUAUUCUCUCCUGGUACUUGUGGAUGGUGACGGGAGACUGGUGGAGUGAUGUUAACUUAGAGUACAGCCUCCUUACUCUAGUUAAUAAGUGAUUAUACUCGAAAUUCUUGUGUCCUGAGUGCGGACCAUUCUCAAAAUAGACAUAAGAUGCUCGUGUGUAGUGUUUGCUCCCAGGUUUUUGAGUGAUUUGCGUAUGUAACUGGAAAUAUCUCGGUGUUAGUCACAGCCACGAUCACUCCCUCUUAGCGAUAUCGAAAAUUGGAUUCCCGGGAGGUUAAAUACAUAAUUGAAGAGUCCAGAGAAAAGACUGGAUGUCCUCGCCAUGGUAGACAUUUGUCUGGAAUUUCUGAAGCACAGACGAGGAAAGUUUAUAUAGAGGUAGCUUGAAAAACCAUGAUGUUUCACGUUACUUUUAAUCAAACUAAGACGCUUAUAAGUGCACUUAUAAGUGAGGGUUUUAUUAUCAUUUGAUCAUAUGGUACACUACUAUGUAGUUAUUCUUUGUGUAUUGGAGUGUAUAGUUUAGGUGGCUUGGUUUAAGACAAGCCUGGCUUUGAUCACGACGUCUACAACCCAUGCCAGGAGACAGUAUUUUCCUAAUAAAAUGAGCUGAAGACAUUACAAACAUAAUGUAAGAUGGUAAGAUUGAUCAUCAACUUGUGUCCAAGAGAGCAUGUACGCCAGGAUGUAUUUUAAAAAUCUGGCGUUGCUUGAAUUGAUAGAUUAAAUCAACACUCGACCACCAGUCAAGUUGGACACUUGUUAGUUUCAGACGAGACUUCAGCUUGUGGCCUGGGUUGUAGGCAACAAGAUGCGGGUAUGGGUAGUGUUGUGGGUAUGGGUAGCGGGUCUAGCAGCAGCAGUAACCUCCGAGUGGUCCUAUGAAGGGGCCACCAUCACCCUGGCCCACCUCAACCUCUCCUUCACCGAUCCACAGACGGGCCACCAACGUACCUACAUGGGCGAGGUGGGCAAAUUCGGCAACGGGGCGGUGGGGGCCGCCUCAGGUGUCCUUGUUGUGGGCCACACGGCCCUUGGGGGCCCCCCUAGCAAGAACAACCGUCAUGGGUGCUCCACACCCUGGGCGGCACCACCCCCAGCUGAACCCUGGGUGGCCCUGGUCUCACGUGGCCACUGCUCAGAUAGAGAAAAAGUGGCCAACAGUUUGGCCCUGAAUGCUUCGGCCAUACUGGUGUAUGCCAGAGAUAAUCAUGCCCACCUCCAGAACAUUGCUCUUUCAUCUUUUUCACGUCAUCACGGAGUGGUGGUGUUCCUGGGUCAUCAACAAGGUGAGGACCUGGCACAGAUGGUCGAGAACGGCACUAAGGUCUUUGUCUCCAUCACUCAAGGUCAAGAUGUCAAGUACAAGGUCACCAACAUCAACAGCGUCACCUGUGCAGCGCCGCCAAGAAAGCCUUGGCGAAGAUACCAGUCAAGAGCAUCAAGUCUGGAGAUAAGGAGGUGUCAGCAGACUGCGAGUGCUGCGCUGUCUGCAUCGAACCUUACCAGGUGGCUGACACCGUCAGGACCUUACCAUGCAAGCACGAGUUCCACAAGAACUGUGUUGACCCGUGGUUGUUGGAUCACAGAACUUGUCCCAUGUGUAAGAUGGAUAUUCUCAAGUUCUACGGAUAUAUCUGGACAGGCAGCACAGAGACCGUGUUGCCCAUGGAGGACGAGGUGGAAUUUGAGAUAAUUCUAAGUGACAGUGAAGAAAGUGUGCUGCAGGUGGAUGUACUGGACGACACCUCUGGUGGAGAGGCAGAGGCAAGGCUCCCAACACCGCCUCCUGCACCUGCUAAUCCUCACACCACUCCUGACUCUCAGGGUAUGGUUGUGGCACAAGCUGAGGCGUCAAAUGUGAACGCAGCAUGUGAAGCUUGGUCAGGGUCUCCUGUCCCUGAUACUCCCAUCUCACCCGUCCAUCAGCCACAAAGUGCUGCUACUUCAUCAAGUAUAUUUUCAGUGAUUAGCUCAGCAAGAACUCGGACCUCACCUUUUUCGAGACUCUCACAUUCUAGUCAGGUUGCUCCAUCGUCACCGAUGACACAAUCAUCAAAUCCUCCAACACCUCAGUUAGAUACAGGAACGCCCGUGAACGAAGCUGAAAAUUCCGGAUAUAUUUGUGAUAAUACAAACAAAAAUGAUAUUGAAGUAUCAUCUGUAUGUUCUGAGGAUUUUAGUGAUGCUGUAAGUACUCAUAGUGCCUUAGGAACCAUAGAUGUUGAAGCUGGAAUGGAAAGCAAAGAACCUACCAAUGUGAAUAGUGCCACAGAUUGUGUAUACACAGUUACUUUUGAUGAGCAGAAUGAAGCACCAGGACCUUGUUCAAGUGCACCAACAUCCGUCCCACUCAGCGCUCAGACCACAACACCUACUCAUAAAAGAUCAACUUCUCGCAAGAGGUCAUCCUCCCGGGGAAGAUCAUCUAAAAGGAGGUCAACAUCUCGAGCAAGGUCUACGUCUAGAAAGAGAUCGGCCUCUCGUACGAGGUCUUCAUCGCGGGGACGCUCAAACAGAAAGCAGUCUCCAUCUCACUCCAGGUCAGUUGCCUCUACAAGAUCGUCAAGAGAAUCGCAUACUAUCAGCCAAAUUAAUGUUUCUCACGUCUGAUACACGAUAACUGUGAUCUAAAAGAAAUUUAUUGUGUGACGAUUUCUGGUGAUAAUGCUUCCUUGUGCUCUUGGAAGACUGAACAGUCUGUGAUUAUAUGACCUGAAAGUGCCAUCAAGUUUCUUCUUGAACUCUGUUUACAUAGUUUUUCAGACCAGUGUUAGAAUUCUUUAUGCGAUGAAUGUUGAAAACUUCCAUGCCUUCCAUUUAUUGAAGAACAUAUUACUGUUAGCAUUCAGUGAUAAAACUGUGUUGCACAGUGUACCUAGAACUCGUUGGCUUCCUAAAUAAUGACUAAAGAGUUCUGGAGCAAACUGUGAACAAAAGGAACAGUGUAAUUUGAAAAUUAGAGGACUUUGAAUAGACAAAGUACAACAUUGAAGUAAGCUUUGAACUACUGUACCUUACAAAAAUUCUCAGUGUUAAGAGAUAACAACCAGCUGUCUGAUUAUAACUGUAUACUAAAAAUAUAGUAUGUUUUUCUAAAAAACUGACAUUGUAAAUGUAUAUAUAUUAUAUAAACAGUACUGUAUAUAUAGACAAAAUAUAUACAGUGGACCCCCGGUUAACGAUAUUUUUUCACUCCAGAAGUAUGUUCUGGUGCCAGUACUGACCGAAUUUGUUCCCAUAAGGAAUAUUGUGAAGUAGGUUAGUCCAUUUCAGACCCCCAAACAUACACGUACAAACGCACUUACAUAAAUACACUUACAUAAUUGGUCGCAUUCGGAGGUGAUCGUUAUGCGGGGGUCCACUGUACAGGGUAUGUGUGCAUAUAUAUGUAUAUGGAUGUAAGAUUGUUUAAUGUUUACAUCUUAAAUGUUUCAUAUGUAUAUAUUAUAUUUUUUAAAUGCCAUAUAAGUAACACUAUUUUUAAUGUGUGCUGUACAAUUUCCUCAAACUAAAAUUAUCAAAUUGGAGUAAUAUCUACAUAGAAUACUUACUUUUAUGGCUUUCUAAAUCUCCUAAACCAUGCUUUAGUAUUUAAUAUACGUAUUUAUCAGACAUUUUGAAAAAUGAGGUUAUGUCACUUUACAUUUAUUUUUCUUAGUGGUAGCUUUGGAAUCCAAAACAGUGGCAUUUCAAAAGAGCUUGCUGCAUAUAUAAUUUGCUCAAGAUGACAUCUAAUUUUUUUCAUGAUAUAUAUUUGUAAUGUAUUUCACUCAUAGUUUGCAACAGUUGUUGUGUUGAGGUACAGUAACAAGAAACACACAACACCUCAACCAUGUACUGUACUUGUCACUCUAAUGUCACAUAUCAUUGCCAGCGAGAUUUAAUCACAAUAUUUGACACAUAUUACGAGGAACUUGUACUUUAGUGAUAUGUUUUUUUUUUUUUCCGUAAGCAUACCUAAGGAUAAUGUUAAUUUCUAGUUAGAGGGGCAAGUACUACAAGCAUUAUAUAUAUACAUUAAGAGAUUUGAACACUGUGAUCAAGUAAGCUGUUUUGUCCUUUAUCCUCAGUUAAGAAAGUUACAUAUUUUAAAUUUUUUGUGAGGCAAGAUUUUAAUUCUUAGAUUAAGAGUUACUAGCAUAUUGUAUAAUUUUUUAAAUAUGAAGAACUGUGUAGCAAAUGACUGACUAUCCAUAGUAUACAUACCUUUUGUCGCAAACUUAGGAUUAGAGUGUGAUUAUAUUGUACAUCACAGGAUGCUGUUGAACAAGGCUAAUGAUGUGAAUCAUUAGUUUUGUAGAUGAAUGGUUCAGAGAACUGACAAAUUGAUAAAUUAGACACAUGUGCAACACUUGGUUAUCAUUAACCCUUUGAGGGUUUCGGACGUACUAGUACGGCUUACGACCCAGGGUUUUUGACGUACUAGUACGCCUAAAUUCUAGCGCCCUCAAAUCUAGUGGGAGAAAGCUGGUAGGCCUUCAUAUGAAAGAAUGGGUCUAUGUGGUCAGUGUGCACAGUCUAAAAAAAAAUCCUGCAGCACACAGUGCAUAAUGAGAAAAAAAAAACUUUUACCAUUUUUUUGGAAUAAAACAGCGACUUUGCACUGUAUUUUCAUAUGGUAUUUAUUGUUGUAUUCUAGUUUUCUUGGUCUCACUUUAUAGAAUGGAAGACAUAUUACAGAAAUUGAGAUGAUUUUGUCUGGUUUUACAAUGAAAGGUACCUUGAAAUUGAGCUCAAAGUAGCAGAAAUGUUCGAUUUUUACCAAAUUUCAAAAGUAAACAAAUCGUGCCAAGCGUGCAAUACACGUCAACUGGUGAGUCUAAUAUUCUUUCUCAAGUGCUCCAAUAAUAUUUAUACCAUUUUUUACACUAAUGCAGUAGUCUGCAUAACAGUAAAUCUUAUAUUUUUUGUGAGAAUAAAAAUUCAAAGUGGAAAGCAAAUUAAUAUAAGAGGGGCCUUGAGACGUGACUAAUGACCAGAGGAAAUGUCAUUUUAGUGCCAGGAAUGUCUUUCUUGUUUAUUCUGAACCCUAUUCGGAAAUUGGCAUCUUUUGAAAUUUGUGUGAAAUUGGCAAAAUUGCUAAAUUCUGACCACUGUACUGGAUAGUUGAAAUUCAUAAAUGGGUGGUUUCUUGCACCCAUUCGAUAGAAAAAAUGGAGUUCUAGCGAAAUAUUCAUGUUUUUUGUCGACUAGUACAGUGCAAUUGGCCGAAAAUGGGGCUCAAAGUGGGCAAAAUCGCCGAUGCGUAAACAUCACCGAGACCGCUAAAUUUGCAAGAGCAUAAUUCCGUAAGUUUUCCAUCAAAUUUCAAACUUUUGGUGUCCUUAUGAUCGGAAAAAGAUUCUCUAUCCUUUCAUAAGAGAAAAUAAUUUUUUUUUUUAAAUUUGGCCGACCCUGAGAACGAGUUUCGGAGAGGGCCUGUCGACCCUCAAAGGGUUAAUGAGGAAACAUUUUGGUGCAGGCGCUGACUGUCGCCUCAUUACAGUUUCUCUCCAGCAUGCGGUCGACCGUGUUUCCAAUUGGGCCACCACGCAUGGGUUUAAAUUUUCCAGUACCAAAACUCACCAAAUUACUUUCACUAGACGCUCUGUCAUCUCCGAUCAUCCUUUGUACCUCUAUGGCUCCCGUAUCCCUGAACAUGACACAGUCAGAUUUCUAGGCCUUCUCUUUGACCGUAGGUUAUCCUGGAAACCUCACAUUACCUCUCUGAAGGCAACUUGUCACAGCCGGCUGAACCUUCUUAAAACCCUUGCUCAUCUUUCAUGGGGAGCUGAUCGUCGAACUCUGCUUCGCCUACAUUCAGCCCUCAUUUUAUCGAAAAUCGAUUAUGGUGACCAGAGCUAUUCAGCGGCCUCUCCUGCUACUCUCUCUAGCCUUAACCCCAUCCAUCAUCAAGGAUUACGUUUAUGCCUUGGAGCUUUUUGCUCUUCCCCUGUUGAGAGCCUCUAUGCAGAAGCGAAUGUUCCAUCCUUGUCUGAUCGCUGUGAUGCCCAUUGCCUUUGCUACUAUGUACGCUCUCACGAUCUCCGCAAUCCUUCCAUUUAUAGAAUGGUCACCGAUAUUAGUAGACAUUAUUUGUUCGCCGCCCCUGUUUGCUCCGUCCCUUCUCUCUUCGCCUACAUUCACUCUUGUCUUCCCUCCAGUUACCACCUUUAUAUGUUCAUGUAGCAUCUCACUUUUCCCUACCCCCCUGGGAAGUUCCAGUUGUUCGGGUCUCUUUCUCACUCCCUUGCUCGAAAGCCCAACUUCCUAUGGUGGCUUCCCGCUCUCUUUUUCUUGACCACUUCCACUCUCAUUCUCAUGCCAUCGCAGUGUACACAGAUGGCUCUAAGUCUUCUGACUGCAUCUGAUUCGCAGCAGUGUUUCCGGACAGCGUCGUGUGAGGACAUUUACUAUCUUCGGCUAGCAUUUUUACUGCUGAAUUGUAUGCCAUUCUUGCAGCACUUAUUCGUAUCGCAUCUAUGCCUGUGUCAUCAUUUGUGGUAGUCUCAGACUCCCUUAGUGCUCUACAGGCUAUACGGAAAUUUGAUACACCUCACCCCCUAGUUCUCCGUAUCCAACUUUGGCUACACUAUAUCUCUACCAGUCAUAAAUAUAUUGUUUUUUGUUGGGUCCCUGGUCAUGUUGACGUACAGGGCAAUGAACAGGCAGACACUGCUGCGCGGUCAGCAGUACAUGACCUACCAAUUUCAUAUAGAGGUGUUCCAUUUCUGGACUAUUUUGCUGUAAUAGCUACCCACCUUCAUACCCGUUGGCAACAACGUUGGUCAACUCUGCUUGGUAACAAACUUCACUCUAUUAAACCGAGCAUAGGUUACUGGCCGUCUUCUUGUCAUCAGUGCCGAGGUUGGGAGACUACUCUCUCCGGCCUUCGCAUUGGCCACACUCAUCUUACUCAUGGGUGUCUCAUGGAGAGGCACCCUGUUCCUCUCUGUGAGCAGUGUCAAGUUCCAGUAUCAAUUAGCCACAUUCUAUUAGACUGCCCUCUCUAUCAAUGAGCACGCAGAAUUUACAUCCAACGUUGUCUCUGCUCUACUACUCUCUCUUUGCCUUCCCUUCUUGCUGAUGGACCCUCCUUUAAUCCUGACUCUCUCAUUGACUUCUUGAAAAUGACUGAUUUACCCCACAAACUCUGAUGAUACCUUUCGCACUCCCCUCAGCCCUUUCUACCUCAAUCUCUUGCUGCCCUCUACCCUUUCACCAUCCACUGCCUUGCUGUUCUCCGUAACCUAUUACUCACCCAUCUCCCUUUUGCCACCUGGUACUCUCGCUUCCUUCCUGCCCUGCAGCGCUGUAUAGCCGUUGUGGUUUAGCGCUUCUUUUUUAUUAUAAUAAUAAUUUGGCACACAGUGGCUUCAUCAGUCCACACAAAGGAGAAUGGUGAAGAACAGGAGAAGGUUGAGGUAAUCAGUCCCUCAGCCUUGAGUCAAUGUGAUCAGUCCAUCAAUCUUGAAAAGAAUACAGCAUAUGUGUGAAGAAGUGGCGCAGCAGUCGUAGGUGGUAUCACACCUACGACUGCUGCAACUCUCCUGCCUACAGUAUAUAAGCCACUUCUUCGCACAUAUGCUGUAUCCUUUUCAGAAUUGAAGGACUGAUCACAUCGACUCAAGGCUGAGGGACUGAUUAUCUUAAACUCCUCCUGUUCCUCACCAUUCUCCUUUGUAUGGACUGAUGAAGCUACUAUGUGGUGAAACGUUUCCUCAUUAAAGAUAACCAAGUGUUGCACAUGUGUCUAAUUUAUCAUUAGUUUUUUUUGGUUUUAGUAUGUAAUAGUCCAACAUGUAUGCAUUAAUUGCAUUUUGAAUGAAUUAAGUUGUAAGAUGAUGGAACACACACUGUGCAGGUAUACUCUAUAUAUUUUUUGCAUCAUUUAGUAGUUGAAACUUAUGAGUAAUAUUUGUGUGUGUAGAAUAAAAGGAUAAUUUUUACUUAUUUAAUGGAUGCAAGAUUGUCUUAAGUGUUUUCUGCUUAAUAUUGGCUCAAAAGGGAAGGAAAAAAAUUAUUUAUACAAUUUUAUAAGUGGAAGAAGCUCAUGUGCUCAUAUCUUGUGUAUAACUCACAAUGUUAAAUAGUAUAAAGGUUAUAUGAAGUAGAGAGUUGGCAGAGUCAGAGUAAUGGAAUUAGAAAUUAAUAGUAUCAGAGUUCCUUUAGUUCUCUGUAUAUUUGGGGCCAAUCCUAGUUGUGAGAUGAGAAUCUCGCUGCAUGGUGACAGUAACAAAUUAUGGAAGGAAUAUUGGACAUUGAACCAGCACCCUUGCACCUGUACAUUGAGAGCAAUACACACUAGGGCUGAGUUGACACAGCUAGACUUGCACUGAGUACUUGUAAGGACUGGUUCAGUUGCCAGUGCUCCUUAAACAAUUUAUAAACAGUUGGGCUUUGCCUGAGCCUGAUCUCUGUGCUACAGGAUCCUCUGUAUUUGUGUUUGGUAAAUAUUUUAUUUAUUACAGUAGCACCCCUGUAUCCUUGGGUCCAGUAUCUGCAGUUUACAUGUUGUCUGAAAAUAACCCUUAAUUUUGCCUAAUAAUGGCCUCGGAGUGCAAAAGUAAUGAUGGUGAAAGUUUUCAAAGCCUAAGAGAAGCUGUGAAAUGCUUCCUAUCAGUUAAAAAGUGAUAAUUCUCCCCUUACUGUGUGUAAUUUAUUAACCUGUAUACUAGGUAUGUAUAUAAAAAAAUCAGCUUAUAUGUAAGGUUCGCCACUAUCCACGGCAGGUCCUUGGAAUGUAACCCCCGCGGAUGUGGGGGUUCUACUGUAUUGUAAUAAAUAUUUUAACUAGGUCAUGAA